This is a messenger RNA of Closterium sp. NIES-65, 2199 nucleotides long. The record is from the annotation of a GenBank genome assembly. Lineage: Eukaryota; Viridiplantae; Streptophyta; Zygnematophyceae; Desmidiales; Closteriaceae.
AUGGGCACGAUUGUUUACCGGAAGAUGACCCUGGAAGAGGCGAAAUGGAAGUUUCCCGAGCUAAGAAAGGUGGUGCGGAUGGGGGGGGAGUGUAGCCCGGUGGAGGUGCCUGUGACCUACGGCGAGGUGCCUGGUGCUUCUGAUGCCGAUGUGCGGGAGCGGGAUGAGGGAGCUGAGCGGGCUACCGUGGAUAGGCCGACACCGGAGGAGUGGAACGUUGACGUUCAAUGGGAAGACGUGGAAGAGCUAUGGAGUUAUGAUGUGCACCCGACGCAGGGUGCGCGACCGACAUCUUUGGCGAGCACCCUCAUCAUGCUUGUGCACGCUGGCGCAAACGGAAACUCCCAUUUCAUCGGUGGAUCCACUUCUUGGGCCAACACCGACACGGAGACUGGUUACCACUGUGAGAGGGAUAAGGCGGAAUUGCCAUCGGAUCAAGUGGAUGAUGUGGCAGACGCAGUGAUAAAAGAUGCGGAGGAGUGGAGCGACGAUAGUGAUGAGUGGUGGCUAGCAGGCCACUAUGACGGGGAGGAAGUGGAGGUGUGGGUGGCAGGAGUGCAAGGGCUGACAGCAGCGGUGCAAGGGCUGACAGCAGGGGUGCAAGGGCUGACAGCAGGGGUGCAAGGGUGGAAAGCAGGGGUGCAAGGGUGGAAAGCAGGGGUGCAAGGGGGAGAAGCAGGGGUGCAAGGGUGGGAAGCUGGGGUGCAAGGGUGGGAAGCAGGGGUGCAAGGGCGGAAAGCAGGGGUGCAAGCGUGGGAAGCAGUGCAUAGGGGGUAUGAGGGGACUGUGGGGUAUGAGAGGAGUUGGGCAUACGAGGGGAGUGCGGGGUAUGAGAGGAAUGGGGAGUAUGAGAGGAGUGGGAGGAGUCCACUGUAUGGAAUGAGUGGGGGGUAUGAGAGGAGUGGGGAGUAUGAAAGGAGUGGGGGGUAUGAGAGGAGUGGGGAGUAUGAAAGGAGUGGGGGGUAUGAGAGGAGUGGGGAGUAUGAAAGGAGUGGGGGGUAUGAGAGGAGUGGGGAGUAUGAAAGGAGUGGGGGGUAUGAGAGGAGUGGGGAGUAUGAAAGGAGUGGGGGAGGAUGGGGGGGGAAGCAGGGAAGGGGAUGGGGGGAAGCAGGGAAGGGGAUGGGGGGAAGCGGGGAAGGGGAUGGGGGGAAGCAGGGAAGGGGAUGGGGGGAAGCAGGGAAGGUGAUGGGGGGAAGCAGGGAAGGGGAUGGGGGGGAAGCAGGGAAGGGGAUGGGGGGAAACAGGGAAGGGGAUUGGGGGAAACAGGGAAGGGGAUGGGGGGAAAGUAGGGAAGGGGAUGGGGGGAAGCAGGGCAGGGGAUGGGGGGAAGCAGGGAAGGGGAUGGGGGGAAGCAGGGAGGGGGAUGGGGGGAAGCAGGGUAGGGGAUGGGGGAAAGCACGGGACGGGAUGGGGGGAAGCAGGGGAGGGGAUGGGGGGAAGCAGGGCAGGGGAUGGGGGGAAGCAGGGAAGGGGAUGGGGGGAAGCAGGGAGGGGGAUGGGGGGAAGCAGGGUAGGGGAUGGGGGAAAGCAGGGAAGGGGAUGGAGGGAAGCAGGGAAGGGGAUGGGGGAAAGAAGGGGAGGGGACGAGGGGAAGCAGGAAGGAGGGAGGGGGGAAGCAUGGAGGAGGGAGGGGGGAAGCAGGAAGGAGGGAGGGGGGAAGCAGGAAGGAGGGAGGGGGGAAGCAGGGAGGAGGAAGGGGGGAGUGGCAGUGAGGUCGACGAGGAGAGGGAGUGGGGGAAGUACCCGCUCUCACCCUCUGUCCUUCCCCCUCUGUGCCCCUCCCCCUCUUAUCCUCCCCCUCCGUCCUUCCCCUUUUGUCUCCCCCCCUCUGCCCUUCACCAUCUGUCACUCCACCUGUGUCCUUCCCCCUCUGUCUCUCCCCCUUUGCCCUUCCCCCUCUGUCUCUCCCCCCCUGUCCCCCCCCCUGUACCUCCCCCCUCUGUCUCUCCCCAUCUGUCCUCCCCCCUCUCCCCCUUGUACUUCCCCUUCUGUCCUUCCCCUUCUUUCCUCCCCUCUGUCCCUCCCCCUCUAUCCCUCCCCCUCGUUCCCUCCCCUCUGUCCCUCCCCCUCUGUCCCUGCCCCUCUGUCCCUCCCCCACUAUCCCUCCCCUCUCGUCCCUGCACUUUCGUCCCUACCCCUCCUUCACUCCCCCUCUUUCCCUUCCCCUCUGUCCCUCCCACUUUGUCUCUCGCCCUCUGA